AUGAACAGGGCCCCUCUGAAGCGCUCCAGGAUCCUGCACAUGGCCCUGAUGGGGACUUCCGACCUCUCCGGUGAGGCAGAGGCCAGCCAGGGGAAGCCCUUCCUGCUCCGGGCCCUACAGAUCGCCCUGGUGGUCUUCCUCUACUGGGUCAUCUCCAUCUCCAUGGUGUUUCUCAACAAGUACCUACUGGACAGCCCCUCCCUGCAGCUGGACACCCCCAUCUUCGUCACCUUCUACCAGUGCCUGGUGACCACCCUGCUGUGCAAGGGCCUCAGCACCCUGUCCGCCUGCUGCCCCGGGGCCAUGGAGUUCCCGGCCCUGCGCCUGGACCUCAGGGUGGCCCGCAGCGUCCUGCCCCUGUCCGUGGUCUUCAUCUGCAUGAUCACCUUCAACAACCUCUGCCUGAAGUACGUGGGGGUGGCCUUCUACAACGUGGGCCGCUCCCUCACCACUGUCUUCAACGUGCUGCUCUCCUACCUCCUGCUCAAGCAGACCACGUCCUUCUACGCCCUGCUCACCUGCGGCAUCAUCAUCGGUGGCUUCUGGCUUGGUGUGGACCAGGAGGGGGCAGAGGGCACCCUGUCUUGGACGGGCACCCUCUUUGGCGUGCUAGCCAGCCUGUGUGUCUCGCUCAACGCCAUCUACACCAAGAAGGUGCUCCCGGCGGUGGAUGACAGCAUCUGGCGCCUGACCUUCUACAACAACAUCAACGCCUGCGUGCUGUUCCUGCCGCUGCUCCUGCUGCUGGGGGAGCUCCAGGCCCUCCUCCACUUCGCCCAGUUGGGCAGCGCCCAUUUCUGGGGCAUGAUGACGCUGGGAGGCCUGUUCGGCUUUGCCAUUGGCUACGUGACGGGACUGCAGAUCAAGUUCACCAGCCCCCUGACCCACAACGUGUCGGGCACGGCCAAGGCCUGUGCCCAGACGGUGCUGGCCGUCCUCUACUACGAGGAUACCAAGAGCUUCCUCUGGUGGACGAGCAACAUGAUGGUGCUGGGGGGCUCGUCCGCCUACACCUGGGUCAGGGGCUGGGAGAUGAAGAAGGUGCAGGAGGAGCCCAGCCCCAAGGUCGAGGAGAAGAACAGCCUGGGGGUGUGA
Messenger RNA from Pipistrellus nathusii (Nathusius's pipistrelle), 1095 nucleotides. Lineage: Eukaryota; Metazoa; Chordata; Mammalia; Chiroptera; Vespertilionidae. The record is from the annotation of a GenBank genome assembly.